This is a messenger RNA of Blumeria graminis f. sp. triticale, 1770 nucleotides long. The record is from the annotation of a GenBank genome assembly. Lineage: Eukaryota; Fungi; Ascomycota; Leotiomycetes; Helotiales; Erysiphaceae.
AUGUUGAAGUCCAAUUGGCUCAACUUUGCCCGAAGCUUGCGUACCAGCGCGUGGACCUGCCGAAAAUGUUUAUCAACGACCAGGAGACUGCUAAAAACCCAGAGCCAUGGCCAUAUUAACAAUGGAAAAGCGCGUCAAAGAAUGAAUGUUAAUCCUCGGAAAAGUACAAUUGCAUGGAUUCUGACUAUGGGAAGCGUGGGCGUAGCGAGCACGAUCUUUUCUAAUGAGCUGGAGCACACAUAUAAGGCUACAGUUCGAACGGGCAGGGUCUUGGGAACUCUCGCUCUCUGCAUAAAUGAUUACCGCCAAACAUUAAACCAAAAUGAGCAGCCAGGGGACGAAGAAGAAAAAAUUAGAGCUUUGACAGCUUGCCACCAGCGAUGCGCCAAUAGAACCUUGGAGACCCUGGAAAAAAAUGGGAGCAUCUUUAUAAAGCUUGGCCAGCAUCUAAGUGCUAUGAGCUACCUCUUACCACUUCCAUGGACAGCUACUUUCAUACCCUUACAAGACAAAUGUCCAGUUUCCUCUUUGGACUCUAUCGAAGACAUGUUCAAGGCAGAUACAGGGGAGGAAAUUUCCGAAUAUUUUUCUCAAUUCUCUUCGGAGCCCAUAGGGGCAGCUUCCUUGGCACAAGUACAUCUUGCUGAAAUACGGGAUAACGGGCAACGAGUUGCUGUAAAGCUUCAGCAUCCAGCACUUUCGGAGUGGGCUAACUUAGAUCUAACUCUAAUUCGAUUCACAUUCUCUACAUUGAAAAAAUUCUUCCCAGAUUAUGAUCUAGAGUGGCUAUCACAAGAGUUAGAAUACUCUUUACCUCAAGAAUUAGACUUUAGGCUUGAAGGGCAAAACGCAAUGAGAACCAAAGAGCAUUUUGCAAAGCUUCCAGCACUACCAUUAGUUAUUCCCAAUGUCAUUUGGGCGACUCGACGGAUACUCGUCAUGGAGAAUGUCUCAGGUCACCGUCCAGAUGAUUUGGAAUACUUGGACUCUAAUGGCAUCGAUAGAGAUGAAGUUUCGGCGGCUCUAGCACGAAUAUUUAAUGAGAUGAUAUUUGGCAAGAAUACUCCACUUCACUGCGAUCCUCAUGGCGGAAAUAUAGCCAUACGUAAGAAUAAUCAUCGACGAGGCUGCAAUUUCGAUGUAGUCUUGUAUGAUCACGGUCUUUACAGGGAUAUACCUACAAAACUCCGACGCUCAUACGCGAAACUCUGGCUGGCUGUUAUUGACGCCGACGAACCAAGAAUGCGAAAAUUUUCUAAGGAGGUUGCUGGAAUUUCUGACGACCAAUUUAUUCUAUUUGCUUCUGCUAUCACUGGUCGAGAAUUUCGUGUUGUACAAAAAGAUAUUUCCAUAGCUCGUUCGGAGGAAGAGAAGCAACAUAUUAAUGCAGCACUGAGUGAAGGAAUGCUACAGCAGCUAGUGGAAAUGCUCGGGCAGCUUCCACGAAUUCUUCUCUUGAUACUCAAGACCAACGACUUAACCCGCAGCCUCGACGAAAAUCUGCAAACCCGGCAAGGGCCUGUACGGACAUUUUUAAUUCUAGCACGCUAUUGCUCGCGGACUGUCUUAGAAGAACAACUGGAGGACCUGAGUGUGCGAGGUGGGAUAUUCUGGCCCUCUAAUUUGUUAAGCCUCGCCCGCUCGUGGCUUAGCUUUCUCCAUCUAGAGCUUAAACUAGAGGCGCUUGAGUGGUGGCUUGCGAUCAAGCGUAGUCGUCACUUUUAUACCCAUUGGUCGUCGGCCGGUCCGCCGCCUAACUUAUCCGUCUAG